CGUAAUUUGGCGAAACUUCAGCCAUGGCAUGGUGUUUUGGGGACAGUUUGAGUUUGACCAUUCUCUGCGUCGUGGUAUGUGCAGCUACGGCUGAAAUCAGUGACGAAAUCAAAGAAUUCCACAGACACUCAGUCCUGGACCUUGGGUGCAUAGACGAUGCCAAUAAAAUGCUGUCAGCAAAGCUAGACGAAGUUAAGAUCGACCUUAAAUCUUUAUCAGCAGCGCGUGACGAAAACGACACGACCUUGACCUAUAUAAGUAACCCCGCGCGCCACCGCUUUCAAGACGCCUCCUACGCAUUACGCCGAUGUACCCACAAGGCCUUGAAGGUCCGCCACCGGUACUUCGGGAUCGAUAGGCACAACUACUGCUGGGGGCCGUUGAGCUCGGACGUGGAGCUGGAGACGGCAGUGGAGCAGAGCCCCCAAAACCAGCCAAGUCACUGUAAAAAUGACAUGCCUAGAAAAGGGCAAGUUAGACUUUUUCGUGUAGACAAAGGGCAUCACCCUUUGGAAUCCGUGGCAGAGUUCAGUACGUUAGUUGGCUGUGUGACCGGCAUGGAUCCCCUGAAGUAUUAUGGUUAUGGUUGCCACUGCGGUCUUGGUGGUCACGGGGCAGUAGUCGACCCAACAGACGAGUGCUGUAAGAUACACGAUGAGUGUUACGAGAUGUUGACAAGAACUGGACAGUGUAACUGGAGGUUAACUGUCUAUCUUCUUCCUUACUCUUACAGUGGAUGCAAGGGAAAUAAUAUGACGCCAGCCUGCCGACUUCCGUCGUGGUACUGGCUGUACGGACGGUGUCGCUACCAGAUCUGCAAGUGUGACAUGAUAGCAGCCCAGUGUUUUCAAGACCAGAGGGGCACCUUCAACGCCAAAUAUGUCAACUACGACAAAAGAAAAUGUCACUGAGUCAACGAAUGGCACUGUGUGAUUAUUUGAAACUGCGGGAGUCGUAGCUAAUUGUGGUAGAUGUGUCGCUCGGAUUUUGAAAUUGCACCAAGUUAUUGUUCAAAUGACUUUUUGUGACAGUGAAUGUUUAUAUUGUUUUACAUGCUAUUGGAAAGCACUUACCUUGUCAUAUUUAUUUAUAUACGUUUUCUGAAAUGUUCACUUCAAUUUACGUUUGUUAUGUACAAGUUGUUAUGAUAUCAAUCAUGUCGCUUAUGCAUUCCAACAUAAUCGUUGGAAUAUAUAUGGGCCUUUGUACUUUUUAUUUCUUAUUACAGACUUAUAGCCGAUUGAAAAUUUGGUUGAUGAAAAUUUCCUUUGCUUCACAACGAUAGCAUUCUGGGGGUGACUCAGUAUUGAUCAAAUCCAAAAUCAUUUUUUGUUUGUUUGAUCAGAAAACCACCUUGGUAAGCCUCCGAGUAAAUUAAAAUGAAAACACUGUGCUUAACGUGAAUUUCAUAACUUUACACCCGAGCCUAACGCACGCCUUUAAAAGCUUUUCAUCGCCCAUAUACGUUAAAUUUCUAUUUACGCCCCCCUAGUAGACCUACCUGUUUCUCGAAUCACCUAAACACGCACUUAAAUGUUUCGUGUGUCUUUACCACAGAUGCCUUUUCUGCUGUUGUCUAAUAAACGCAAACGACUAUACUUAGGCAAAUAAUGGCGUUAUUUCCGAUGCGCAAUGUAUAUAAAUACGCAAUAAAGUCGUAAAUGACAUAA
This is a messenger RNA of Lingula anatina, 1670 nucleotides long. RefSeq lists its product as uncharacterized. Gene Ontology annotation, biological process: arachidonate secretion; lipid catabolic process; phospholipid metabolic process. NCBI's taxonomy places the organism in Eukaryota, Metazoa, Brachiopoda, Lingulata, Lingulida, Lingulidae. Gene Ontology annotation, molecular function: calcium ion binding; A2-type glycerophospholipase activity. The record is from RefSeq and is a predicted model, not a curated record.